Cordyceps fumosorosea ARSEF 2679 is the source of this 648-nucleotide messenger RNA. RefSeq names its product HAD-like superfamily protein. The coding region runs from base 1 to 648 and encodes 215 amino acids. The record is from RefSeq and is a predicted model, not a curated record. The transcript has 3 exons. Gene Ontology annotation, molecular function: phosphatidylglycerophosphatase activity. NCBI's taxonomy places the organism in Eukaryota, Fungi, Ascomycota, Sordariomycetes, Hypocreales, Cordycipitaceae.
AUGAACCUCAACCUAUCAGCCUCGCUCAACGCCACGCGCCUCCUCCUCAAGCCUGGCAUCUGUCUACCCCAUCACACCGUGUCCACCUUCAACGAUCUGCCCAUCCCCCUCGACUCCGCCCUGCACGCCCGCGGCCUCAAGGCCGACAUCCGCGCCGUCGUGCUCGACAAGGACGACUGCUUUGCCUAUCCCGACUCCAAAGACGUCUACGAACCGUACAAGCACCACUUUGAGAAGCUGCGCCGCGCGUACCCCGGGCGUCGCCUGCUCGUCGUUUCCAACACCUCGGGCGCCACGUCCUGGGACCGCACACUGUCGCAGGCCGCCGAGGUCGAGCGCCGCACCGGCGUGCAUGUGCUGCCGCACGAGGUCAAGAAGCCCGGGUGCGGGCCGGAGAUCAUGGCCUAUUUUGCGCGGCACCCGGAGGCGGGCGUGACACACCCCUCGCAAGUGGCCGUCGUGGGUGACCGCCUGACGACGGACAUGAUGCUGGCCAACAUGAUGGGCGGCUGGGGCUUCUGGGUCCGAGACGGCGUGGUGCCGAUGAGGGAGAAGAGCAUGUUUUCGAGAAUGGAACGGAAUAUACACUACUUCCUAGAGUCGAGAGGUGUUAGGCCGCCUGAGCCUCAGACUAUCACAGAGCCGUAG